AUGGAUGAAGUUCUAGGUCUGCAUCACCUGCGCACCACUUACGCAAAGGAGAACCUCGCUCGCGUGUCGAGUCUCAUCGGCGAGCCGUACCUGGACAAAGCACUCGGGUACAUGGACGAGGUCGUUGAGAUGCGCAAGACGCGGCAGGGCAAAGAAGCGCCGUGGACCCUGAUGGGGAUGGCAAGCAAGGCUGUAGUACUGUGCGCGCUGGGCAGGACGCAGGACGCCGAACGCAUCAUGCUUGAGAUCCUGCCCAUCGCGGAGCGCAAUUUCGGCAAUGACCACGUCGGGAUGCUCUUUGGACGGCAGGUUCUGGCUACUAUAUUCAUUCAACAGGGCCGCUAUGCCGAGGCGGAGAAGGUCCUGCUCGAGGUCGCCGACAGCCAGAAGCGCAUGUCGUCGCGGCGCGGCGACUACCACCCAGACCGCAUCGCAACGCUCAUUGAGCUGGCGCGGUGCUACCAGCUACAGGGAAGGCUGGACGAGAGCAUCGUGAUCUGCGACGACACGAUUCAGGGGCUCGAAAGCAUCAGUGUAGUGCGGCAGCCCUUUACAGAGACGAUGGUCGCUGCACGUGCGAAGGUAGUGGAGCUGAAGGAGGUAAGGGGAGCUGACGGCGCUGAGUCUUCUGGCACUGCCGGGGCGGAUAUCAAGUUUCCGGAGCAUUUGUUUAGGGCGCCUCGGACGGCGGUGCGGGACACUUCUUCUGAGUAA
Molecule: messenger RNA, 714 nt
Organism: Anthostomella pinea
Lineage: Eukaryota; Fungi; Ascomycota; Sordariomycetes; Xylariales; Xylariaceae
Source: the annotation of a GenBank genome assembly